CUUCCAUCACAUCAUCUAAUGAUUCCUCCCAACACGCAUGCAUCAUGUCAUUUUCUCUGGUGGUCUCCUGCAACCGACCUCUCACCGCUCUUGGUUGGCCGUGCAUCCAACAAGGUAUAGCUUCACCAUCACGCUAACACCAGACUCGACUCGUUACAAGGGGAUGCUUGGCUGGAACCAGCAUUUGAUUACGCUCGAGAAACCAUCAUACAUCAUGAUUUUGAAAAGGCAUAUGUCACUUAAAGACCUGCUCGGAACUUAAUCACAGCCCCCAGGCUCUUCGUCGCUAUCCCUCACCGCUCAAUUUCAUGUACAACUCGCGAUCCACGGAAAACAUAUGUCGGUCGACGUCGGAUGGCUUAGCAUGGAACCAGAACGUACGGAUAAGUGGUACAAUCAUGCUAGGAGGCACUUCCAGUGCGAAAGCAAGCUUCGACAUACCUAUACCCAUCAUCAUUGGGUCAGACGCGGUCGUCUCCCGACUUCCGGUCACUUUGUGGAGGAAAAUAUUGGCAGAAUUGUCUCAUGAGGAUAUUAAAUCCAUGACGCUCUUAUCUGGCAUCUUUCGUUCCCUUUUCCAGCCGCUACUUUUCCGGAAGCUCGUGCUACACCCAUACUACACAUCCCUUGCCGAUCGCGGCUUCAUAUAUCUUCACCGACGGCGAUGGAUGAAACAAUCCGAGUUCUUCCUCCUUCCCCACAUUGCACCUGUUAUCGAAGAGUGCUACAUAGUACCCCACGGCUUUCGGCCUGGAGACGGGGAGAGUAAGUGGGCCACCAUAGAUGACAUUGUCGAUUCCAUCUUUAAUAUUCUUCCCAACUUUCCGAAACUGGAAAAAUUGGUCUGCCACCAAGUUGACCUUACGUCGAAGCGCAUGAUUGGGCUCAGGGUUCUUUCACUGAAGUCUAUCUGGUUGGACUCAUGCUAUCGCCGCGGGCGAAUAUCUGACAUGGUCCCUAUGCCUUUGGAUACGGUUGUCUUGUACAAUUCAGUGCCGCCGCGGGGGUCUCAUAUCGACCCGUCGUUCUUGUCACUCUUCCUCCAUUCACCCUAUCUCAAAAAGCUUGUUGCAGGGCCUACGGACGAUAUCCUCGUUUCCAUGAUCCUGCAUCCCAAGCCAUUCUGGCACUUAUCAGAGCUCGACGUGUCCAUCGACUGUAUCGUGUCGAAUAGAAACUUCGUCACCGCGCUAAAUAGGUGCCCCGAACUGAAGAAAUUGUCCCUACGUCCAUUCCACAAACCAGUGCCGAAGCAUGGUUUAGGUUCAUUCCCCAGCCAUAUCGUUCCGAAGCUUCAGUCCUACAGAGGACCACACGUUUGUUUGCCAGUAUUCGCCAAUGAUCGUCGAUUGAAGACGAUCGAUAUCUCCUUUGUGUGCUCUCCAGAGAAUCUAAAAAAAUCACUGGAUAGAGUAAAACAACCUGCCCAAGACCAUGUUGAGUCCUUGACUGUCAAAGUCACCGAUAAUCCGCUCGCUUCAGCAUUACUUCAUCAUAUCCAUAUUUCGUUCCCCUCUUUGCGAGUGCUGAACAUCAAGCAAGCAACAUGUUCUGCUCUGGAUUGGCUCGCACUUCUGAAUGGAGAAGAGCACUGUGGUAUCCAGACCUUGCAAUUUGGUGUGCAUAUUGGGGAUCCAUACUUGACGUGGAACACUCCUGUACAACAGAUACGUAAAGUCACCAGAGCGUUUGUAUACCUGUACCCUUCACUCAUGCGAACAUAUCCGUCACUACAGAGGGUGCAGAUUGUGUAUAACAUCAAUGGGGCAUCGUUGGUGUGGCGCAAUCGUUCACCAGGUAGAUCUACUUCCUUGGACCUGAGGGAUGUCCGUGUCGAGGUGGAUUCCAACAAACCUGAAAGCACAGGUAGGCGCCUACGACCUGUGGAGAUGCAAAUGAGCCGUGGACAAUGGUCAGUCGUGAUUGACCGCAAUCUGCUCCUAGGCUUGAAACCCUCUUUAACAUAUGCCUAAAAUUCAGUUGCCUGAUUCGAAACUUCCAUCAGAGCAUACAAUAGCAAUUACGGAUAAUUCGAAUAGCAGUCUUUAGGACGAUAAAAGCUGGCAAGCAGGCGGC
Molecule: messenger RNA, 2076 nt
Organism: Guyanagaster necrorhizus
Lineage: Eukaryota; Fungi; Basidiomycota; Agaricomycetes; Agaricales; Physalacriaceae
Exons: 3
Coding region: 309-1973 (554 amino acids)
Molecular function (GO): protein binding
Source: RefSeq, a predicted model, not a curated record